This is a messenger RNA of Linepithema humile (Argentine ant), 2812 nucleotides long. It is a transcript of the gene ACOX1, whose product is annotated as acyl-CoA oxidase 1. The record is from RefSeq and is a predicted model, not a curated record. Gene Ontology annotation, biological process: lipid homeostasis; fatty acid beta-oxidation using acyl-CoA oxidase. Gene Ontology annotation, cellular component: peroxisome. Gene Ontology annotation, molecular function: FAD binding; acyl-CoA oxidase activity; fatty acid binding. NCBI's taxonomy places the organism in Eukaryota, Metazoa, Arthropoda, Insecta, Hymenoptera, Formicidae.
AUUCCAAUGCUUGGCUCAGUGGUGAGUUUGUCACUGCUUAAGACUAGUUGUGACGUUAACGACGUUUGUGCGGAAGAGUUGGUCAGCCGGUAAUCGGCGCAAAUAGUGAGUCAGUAGAGGCGCUAUCGGUAGAUGCUUGGGAACGCGUGACACCUCUUUCUGUCUACGAAAUAGCAAACGUUUAGCGAAACAAAGUUUAGCGAAUAACAAUGACGACGAUAAACGCAGACCUGCGGCGAGAGCGCGAGAGAUGCAGCUUCGAUCCCACGGAGCUGACGCAUUUCUGGGACGGCGGACCGGAGAAAACGUCGUCACGGCGCGAACGAGAAAACUUUUUUCUAAGCGAUCCGCUCUUAUCCGACAAAAUCCCUGCCAAGUACAAGAGUCACAAGGAAGUUUAUGAGGAUGCCGUAAUGAAGGGCUGUCGAGUACUUGAGAAAGUGCAAGAGUUGCAGGAAUCGGGGAAAGGUGGCAUGGACGUUUUCUCAAAAAUGACGAAAGCAUCCGCGCUGUUUUGCAGACAAAUUCUGGGAGGCAUGUUGGGCUCGGCGAUAUUAAAGGAUGGUAAUCCAUUGACGCUGCAUUAUGUGAUGUUUAUACCGGCUAUCAUGGGACAGGGCAAUGUCGAGCAGCAAGGAUAUUGGAUAUCCAGGGCUUGGAGUUGCAAUAUCAUCGGUACCUACGCCCAGACAGAGCUCGGACACGGCACAUUUAUUAGAGGUUUAGAAACUACAGCAACCUAUGAUCCUGCGACCAAAGAAUUUGUGUUAAACAGCCCGACUUUAACGUCGUACAAAUGGUGGCCCGGUGGCUUGGGUCAGACAGCGAAUUAUGCAAUUGUUGUCGCACAGUUAUACACGAAAGGAGAAUGUAGAGGUGUUCAUCCGUUCAUUGUGCAACUCAGAGACGAAGACACUCAUGAGCCUUUACUGGGUAUAAAGAUCGGUGAAAUUGGUACUAAGUUAGGAAUGAAUGCAACUAACAAUGGCUUCCUUGGCUUCGAUAACGUCAGAAUACCGCGCGAGAAUAUGUUAAUGAAGAAUUCUCAGGUGUUGGAGGACGGAACUUAUGUGAAAGCGCCUAGUGAUAAGCUCACUUAUGGCACUAUGAUGUUCGUCCGAGUGGUAUUAGUUCGUGAUGUCGCUAGUUAUUUAUCCAAAGCGGUGACGAUAGCUAUCAGAUAUAGCGCCGUUAGACGACAAAGUCAAAUAAAAGCCGACCAGCCGGAAUCGCAAAUUAUGGAUUACGUAACUCAGCAAUAUAAAUUGUUUCCCAAUCUCGCUGCGUGUUUCGCAUUUCGAAUGGCCGCCGAUUGGAUUUGGGAGAUGCACAACAAUGUGACGGCUGAAUUAGAUCAAGGGGAACUAGAAAGAUUGCCUGAAUUGCACGCACUGGCGUGUUGUUUGAAGGCAGUUGCAUCAUCGGACGGAGCAACGGGCAUCGAGCAAUUACGAUUGGCGUGUGGUGGACACGGUUACAUGGAUGCCAGCAACCUGCCGGCAACUUACGGUUUAGUAACGGCUACUUGCACUUACGAAGGUGAAAAUACAGUUCUACUACUGCAAACUGCUAGAUAUUUAGUGAAAGCUUGGAGGCAAGCAGUCGGCGGUCAAGUGGUGCCGCCGACUGUAGGCUACUUAGCCGUCCUUUCACGUGGAGUGAAACAACGUCCUUGGAAAAAUACUUUAUCAUGCAUUAUACAGGCUCAUCAGGCUGUAGCGGCUGGUAAAAUUCGCUUGGCAACCGAAAAUAUGGAUCGCAGAAUACGUAGCGGCGCGUCACCGGAGGACGCGUGGAAUCAAACUAGCAUUGAAUUAGCACACUGCGCGGAGUCUCACUGCCGGGCUUUCUUAGUAAUGAGAUUCGUCGAGGCUGUCAGAGGACUGACAUCCGUGUCCAACAAGCUUCACGAAGUGCUAAUGCAACUUUGCGAAUUAUACUUGAUAUAUUGGGUUCUGCAACGACUCGGAGAUUUUUUACGAUUUUCCUGUUUAAAUAAUGAAGAUAUUCCCGCGCUCCAGGCGCGUUUCGAGGAGAUGCUCGCCGCAAUUCGUCCAAACGCCGUUGGUAUCGUUGACGGAUUCGAUAUUCGCGACGAGAUCCUCGCGUCUGCACUCGGCGCGUACGACGGUAAUGUGUAUCAACGUCUCUUCGACGAGGCGAUGAAGAGUCCGUUGAAUCAAGAAAGCGUGAAUCAAUCCUUCCAUAAGUAUUUGAAGCCUUUUCUUAAAAGCAAUUUAUAAUCAAAAAUCGUAAAUAUCGUAUUUGCAAACAAAAUAGUCAACCAACUACUCUAUUAUAAUAAAUAAGAAUAUUUUGGAAAUUCAAUGAGGAGAAAACAGUUAUGAGAAAACAAACAUUACUAAGCGCGAAGAUAAGAAUACACGAUUUUUAAAGCAGAAUAUAGAACGAAAGCGAUAACUUUCGUUAUAAUUGCAAAUAACUGCAAUAAACAUGUGGAAUUGAGCUUGAAUUGCAAGUUUGAACAUGACGAAGAAACACGAGUCACAAAAAUCCUUGUUACUAUAAUCACAUGACAGACGUGGUCAUUAUUGUGACGUAACAAAACGCGAUCGCACAAUAUAUUAUUAUGUAUUAAUAUGCAUAUCUACUUAGUUAUGAUAUUCUCUAAGAUAUUCCAGAAAGAGCAUUUUUACAUGAUAAUGUUGAACAAAAAACGGAAUUUUAAGCGGAUUGGGAAUGUAAUUGUCUAUUAAACGUUGAUCGGCAUUUGUACUAGCACAAAUUGUUUUUGAUAUUGCUUACAAAAUAUUUUUAUACAUUUAUAAAUUAAUAAAAAAUGAAUAUUUUU